Molecule: messenger RNA, 1547 nt
Organism: Durusdinium trenchii
Lineage: Eukaryota; Dinophyceae; Suessiales; Symbiodiniaceae
Source: the annotation of a GenBank genome assembly
GGAGCUAGCUUUACAUGACACCAAUACGGCCUCAGAUGCGGCCAAUACAACCUGGUGGCUCUAGCAGUCGGAAGCAGGCAGGUAGCCAUAGGGUGUGAAGCCUGGGUAUGGCGACCUCAUCCAACGCGAUGGAUUUUGCGGUUGAGGUGAUGCAGGGCUUGGAGACGGAGGAGGUUGAGGCUGUCACGGAGACGAUCAAGGCUGUGACACUGGAAGGCGGCAGUGAAGAAGCCGCGGCUGUGGAGGCCAACCCGCUUCUGAGGAUGAUGGAGGAGAAGGGAGGGCUUGAUCACAUCGCGUGUGGGUCAUGCGGGAAGUUCAAUAGCCACAGGCGCGUGAUCCGUUCUGGGCUGAUUUGUUCAGAGAGCAUGGUUGAUGGCGAGGUCUUCAAGAAGUUCCUCAAGAUCUGUUGCCGGUGCUGGCAGCAAGAGAAGAAGCUGGCAACUGGAACAUGUGAGUUGGAGGAGGCCUGCAAGGAUGUUCUGGAGUUCAACUCAAAGAUGCAGACUGAGCGGUCGGACUGCUACAAGAGAGCCAAGGAGGCGGCGGCCAAGAGCCAGGGCAGUGUGCGGGAACAGAGGAAAUUGCUGAAGCAGUACUGCCAGAGCUUCAUCCAAGCGAUCGUUGCCGCCGACCUGUUUGGUGCGCUAGCAAGCGCAGCUGCCAGGUAUGAGAAAAUCCUUGAGCACCGCAAGAGUUUGGAAGCCAGCCUCAUGGCACUUGAUCCCAACCUGAUGGCAGAGGCCAAGGAACUUUCCCAGAUGAAGGAUUGGUCUUUGAUCUACAGUGUAGACCAAGUUGUGCAGCUCCGCAUGGCAGAUGACCGGUUUGUCAAGCAGGUGAAGCUUGUUGAUGAGAAGAUCAUGGAGCAUGACCUUUUGUAUGAGAACGAGGCCCAGGAGACAGCAUUUGGAGGUGACCGGGGAACGCAAAAGGUGAUGGAGUAUGAGGACAGGAUUGGUGUCACCAAGCAGGGAGAGCCACUCAUGAUGUUGUUCUUCAUGUGUCCUGGCUGUGGCAUCUAUAUGGGCAGUAAGAUGUGGAAGGUGUUCAGGGAGAACCUCAUUUGUGGUCAGCGCUGGUAUUGCGGCAUCAACUGGGCAGAGUUCAAUCGGCAACAUCCAAAGAUGUUUGCGGACCUGCUGACAAGGCAUGGGAGCCAACAGAGAUUGGAGGAGGCGAAUGGGCAUCACUUCUGUGGCCGCAGGCUCAGACGGCAAAUGGUUUUGCAUUCGGCCGAUCUUCCCCCUGAGCCGUUGAUGAUUGAGAUCCAGAAGGUCCAGGAGGCUUUCACAACGGCUUGGCAAGAAUUGUCUUACCAGGAGUUGUACGACAGCAUUCCUCACAUGCAGCCGAAGACCAACAUUCUGCCUCUUUACCAAGUGCCCGGCAUUGGCAAGUAUGAUUUGGAGGCUCAUCGCAAGGCAGCUUCUCCAGUGAUGGAUCAACAGAAGUGGUGCCAAUUGUGCAUUGCGGUGGCUGAGCACAAGCCGGAGCUCUUUAAGGACUUGUUCUUGGUGGCAAAGAACUACAAAGCUCCAGUGUGA